Messenger RNA from Ostrinia furnacalis (Asian corn borer), 2126 nucleotides. Its product is annotated as F-box/WD repeat-containing protein 9. The record is from RefSeq and is a predicted model, not a curated record. Bases 211 to 1530 code for a protein of 439 amino acids. Gene Ontology annotation, molecular function: protein binding. The transcript is spliced from 6 exons. NCBI's taxonomy places the organism in Eukaryota, Metazoa, Arthropoda, Insecta, Lepidoptera, Crambidae.
AAAAAAAACUAUUUGCUUGACACUGACACAUUACGACAUAAAAAAAUUAAAACUUUGUUUUUGUUCAAAUGAUUAUUUUAAUUAAAACUGGAAGCUCUAAUUAAUCUAGUAAUAUAAUAUUAACUUUAUAUCUAAUUCUACUGAUUUUAGAAACAAAAUUUUAAUCCUGGACUGCAAAAUUUGUGUACAAGCCAAACCAUAUACUUCAAUAUGUGUGACAUGCUACAAUCUGUGAAAGAACAAAUACUAAACUUGGAAGCCAAUGUGGAAGUAAUCAAAGAGGAUUUUGAGGAGGCAUGUUUUGAAAACAUGCCAGUUGAGAUUAUUUUAAAUAUAUGUUCAUAUUUGGAUCCCUAUUUUCUCAGGAAUACUCUAAGCAAAGUAUGCAGGCGAUUUGCAGACAUAUUAGCAGAUGAUCAUCUAUGGAAACAUUGGGUUCAUAGUAAAAUUAAAGGUUGCUUUCCAGCUUUACUUGAUCUGAAAGUGUUAGAUAAUGACCAGUUGAAUUGGGAAGACGUCUGCAUUGACAUGGAUGUAGAGAGAAGAAAAUGGAGCAAUGUCAAAGAAUGUAUGAGACAUAUUGUAGUGAAAGACGUCCAUUUUGCUUCUGUUGAUACAGUUCUAUUGGUUAAUAAAGGUGAAUAUUGUGUAUCUGGAGGCAGAGAUAGAGGAAUGGCAUUAUGGAAUGUUUUAGACAUCACUCCUCAUGAUAGUAGUGAUAAUACAACAACCUUGUCUGAUGCCAAACCAAAGCAUAUAAGGCACGAUGCCCACGCAGGCUGGGUGUGGGACCUUGCUCCAGAUAAUAUUGACUCUGCAACCAAAAUCUACUCAGCGUCAUGGGACAAUACUGUGAAAGCUUGGGAUUUAGAAGCUGGACUUGAAUGCAUUCUAACUUUCAAGUGUGGCAUGUCAGCGUUAUCAGUUGUAUCUACUGAAAAUGUUGUAAUGGCUGGUUUGUAUUCUAAGAAAAUACUCUCAUUUGACUUACGUACGGGCCCGCAACCGAUAAAUGCUUACAAACCGCACAAGGGUCCUGUAUUGUCUCUACACAGCUACAAGAAUAUGGUGGCAUCUGUGAGCGAGGACAAAACAUUAGCUGUUUGGGAUAAAGUGGCUGGAAAACUUAUUGCUAGUGAUGUUAAAAUACCAACAGAUAAAGGAUACCCAGUUUGUGUUAGCUGGUCCCCAACUGCUUUAUAUGUGGGUGAUUCUAAAGGCACAUUGCAUUUAUUGCAUCCAGAGGACCAUGUUUAUGUUAAAUCACAUGAAAUAUGGCCUGAGCCACCCAUUAUUAAACCCUCCAGCAAGAUAACAAGUUGUUACCAAAGUUCAGGAAAUUUAAUUGCUUCCUCAGACAGAGGUGAAAUAAAAUGUUUCUAUAAUUGUUAUCCACCACAGGAAUAUGCUACUGUGAAAACAAGCACUUUCGACGUUACACAGAUGCGGUACCUAAAUGGUGUAAUGGUGAUUGGGACCUGUGAUUCUGCUCUCGAAUUUUGGAUCCCAAACGAAAGAUACUCUGAUUAAUUCUAAGGAAGAAUCGUAACUACUUAAAUGCAGCUUUUCAAAAAGCUUAAUAAUGUACAUUUUGAGUUGUCAAAGAUUUUUCAUUAUUAUUAUUUUAUACAAACAAUAGUUUAAAUUAUGAGAUAUCUCAAGGCGUAAAUAAUUGACGGUAAUCAGUCAAUCGUAUCAGCUGUAGUAGCAGAUUGGAAUUGAUCUAUAUAAAAAAUUCACGAGCCCUCUUUAUCUAAUUCUCAAAACAGGUAAAAGACACGUAUCUAAUGUGUUGUAAACUUAGAUUUAAUCUAAGGUUGUAAAUUAAUACUUUUGUAGUUUAAGUGAACUUAACAAAACAAUUUACUUUUACUAACGAAUUUCUAAAAUAACUAUUGAGUAAAGAAUAAUUUAUUAUUAUUAUUCGUCUAUUCUCAAAGAAUGUUUGUAUAUUUAUCUUAAUCCUAGGUACUUGCUUUUUAACGCGCAUAUUUACAGAAAGAAGAGAGCAUGGGCUGAAAAAGUGCGAACGAGCGAAUAUGUACGGAAUCAAACCCGGUACCACUCACUAACUACUGAUGCAUAAAUAGUCAUCAAGUUAUUUUUAACAUAAUUAUCUUCAUUCA